Molecule: messenger RNA, 276 nt
Organism: Knipowitschia caucasica
Lineage: Eukaryota; Metazoa; Chordata; Actinopteri; Gobiiformes; Gobiidae
Source: the annotation of a GenBank genome assembly
AUGAAGUGGCAGUGCCAAGACUUCCAACUGGUGAAGACGAAGCGCAGCUGCCGGGAGUCAGCACGGCCAGAUGCCGCUGCUGAUGUACCAUGUGUUCCAAACAGGGCAACAGUGUGUUUGUGUGUGAGCUUCGGGAAUGACAAAUCCGAUGCACGGUCCGUCACUGAAAUGAGUCGUACCGGCUACUGCUGUCAACAUUGCUGCUGUUUUGGAAUCAUAGACCGUAGAAGACACUGCUCUGCGGGGAAUGGAUCAAUUAUAAGAACCUGCGCAUAA